AGCACAGAGCUAAGCAACACCCAAAUACUCAGCCCUCAAUUCAGCUCUCAUUGGUUGACUUUGUUAACUAUGUCUCUUCCGUUCAUGAAUACUCUGACAGUUUUCCUUUCAGUAUUGUGCUUAAAAAUAUCUAUAUCUAGGCAAAGAACAUCGCCAUGGUGAUGCUGUUGUAAAAGAAAGGCCACCUGAAGAGGUUGCAGCUCGUCUAGCACAACAAGAAAAAGAAGAAAAAGAGAAAAUUAAGGCCCUUGCAGCAUCCUUGGAAAGCGCUUUGAAUAGCACUGCUCGAAUCACUUUGCAAGCAGUUACUCUUCAGGAAACUGCUGUCCAGGCUGUCAAUCUCCAUGCUCAGAAACUGAAAGAAGCUAUGGAUAACUCUGAGGUUCCAAGUGAGAAAAAGGCAGCUCAGUGGCGAACUCUGGAGGAAGCAUUGAAGGAUCGUAGAAAAGCUGUGGAUGAAGCUGCUGAUAUUCUAUUAAAGGCCAAAGAAGAAAUAGAAAAAAUGAAAGGUGUGAUUGAUAAUGCCAAGAAGUCUCGUAUACCUGGAGUCAAACCUCACAUACAGGGCAUAGAAGAGAACCUUCAUCGUAUGAUAACUGACUUGGACAAUGUGGUCAAAAAG
Molecule: messenger RNA, 622 nt
Organism: Notechis scutatus (mainland tiger snake)
Lineage: Eukaryota; Metazoa; Chordata; Lepidosauria; Squamata; Elapidae
Source: RefSeq, a predicted model, not a curated record